AGAAAAAGGAAGAAUAAUAAUAGCAUGAAAAUAAAAAAAUAAAUAAGGGCGGGAGAGGAGAAAGAAUUGUAAAAAGGAAAGGGGAAGGAAGAAGGCAAAAGAGAGUGGAUCGAUUCCUUUCCGCAGCACCGGACAUUUAUAAAAGCACUUUUCCAUCCCCAAAUCCCUCACAAUCUUCCAUUUUUGCCUCUCUCUCCUUCGCCACACAAAAAAAUAAUACAAAACAAAAAAAAGAAGAAACUAGAAUAAGAAUAAGGAGAAGGUUUUCGUGAUGGCGUCGAAGCGGAUCUUGAAGGAACUUAAGGAUCUCCAGAAGGAUCCACCAACCUCUUGCAGCGCCGGACCUGUUGCUGAAGACAUGUUUCACUGGCAAGCAACAAUUAUGGGUCCUCCAGACAGUCCUUAUGCUGGAGGUGUUUUCCUCGUCACUAUUCAUUUCCCUCCGGACUAUCCCUUCAAGCCACCCAAGGUUGCAUUCAGGACGAAGGUAUUUCACCCAAAUAUUAAUAGCAAUGGAAGCAUUUGCCUUGACAUCUUGAAGGAACAGUGGAGCCCUGCCCUAACUAUUUCCAAGGUGUUACUUUCAAUUUGUUCCCUAUUGACGGACCCCAAUCCUGAUGAUCCUUUGGUCCCCGAAAUCGCCCACAUGUACAAGACAGAUAGGACUAAGUACGAGUCAACUGCCAGAAGCUGGACCCAGAAAUAUGCUAUGGGUUAAGUGACCUGUGGUAUGGGUUAAGUGACCUUUCUACUUCCAAUGUUUAGGCCUCUCAGCCCUUGUAUGAAUAUUUGUUGUUUUCGACUAUGAUUAAGGCCCCUCCAGUUGAAGAUGAAAGGGGGAAAACGUUUAUACUACUCUGUUUUCAAAUGGUAAUUUAGAACAGUGAAAUGUGGCCCAAAUCAAAUGUUAUUCUCAAAUUUGUAAACUUUCUACUGGUGCCGUUGCAUGUUUAUUAAUUUUUUCCCGUUGAAUUGAAGAGUUGCUCAUCA
Messenger RNA from Vigna angularis (adzuki bean), 990 nucleotides. RefSeq names its product ubiquitin-conjugating enzyme E2 28. The transcript has 5 exons. Lineage: Eukaryota; Viridiplantae; Streptophyta; Magnoliopsida; Fabales; Fabaceae. Gene Ontology annotation, molecular function: ubiquitin conjugating enzyme activity. The record is from RefSeq and is a predicted model, not a curated record. Bases 272 to 718 code for a protein of 148 amino acids. Gene Ontology annotation, biological process: protein polyubiquitination. Gene Ontology annotation, cellular component: nucleus.